Molecule: messenger RNA, 3222 nt
Organism: Sugiyamaella lignohabitans
Lineage: Eukaryota; Fungi; Ascomycota; Dipodascomycetes; Dipodascales; Trichomonascaceae
Gene: PYC2
Product: pyruvate carboxylase 2
Exons: 1
Coding region: 1-3222 (1073 amino acids)
Biological process (GO): pyruvate metabolic process; gluconeogenesis
Cellular component (GO): cytoplasm
Molecular function (GO): ATP binding; pyruvate carboxylase activity; metal ion binding
Source: RefSeq, a predicted model, not a curated record
AUGAUCCAUCCUGGUUAUGGAUUUUUGUCGGAGAACUCUGAAUUUGCCCGCAAGGUUGAAGAAGCUGGUAUUGCCUGGGUUGGUCCCCCAGCCCACGUCAUCGAUGCUGUUGGUGACAAGGUCUCAGCCCGUAACUUGGCCCAAAAAUGCAAUGUUCCCACUGUUCCUGGUACCCCUGGACCUAUUGAAAACGUUGAAGAAGCUGAGGAGUUUGUUCAGAAGUAUGGGUACCCAGUUAUUAUCAAGGCUGCUUUCGGUGGUGGUGGCCGUGGUAUGCGUGUUGUCCGUGAAGGAGAAGACAUUAGAGAUGCUUUCAACAGAGCUGUUUCUGAGGCCAAGACUGCUUUCGGUAACGGUACUGUUUUUAUUGAAAGAUUCUUAAACAAGCCUAAGCAUAUUGAGGUUCAAUUAUUGGCUGAUGGUGAAGGUAACGUUAUUCAUUUGUACGAACGUGAUUGUUCCGUUCAACGUCGUCACCAAAAAGUAGUUGAAAUUGCUCCUGCUAUGGACUUGCCUACCCACGUUCGUGAUGCUAUUUUAUCCGAUGCCGUCAAGUUGGCAAAGACUGCUCACUACCGUAAUGCUGGUACUGCCGAGUUCCUAGUUGACGACCAAAAUCGCCACUACUUCAUUGAGAUCAAUCCUCGUAUUCAAGUCGAACACACCAUUACUGAGGAGAUCACAGGUAUCGAUAUUGUUGCCGCACAAAUUCAAAUUGCUGCUGGUGCUAACUUGGCUGAAUUGGGCCUCACUCAGGAUCGUGUCACUAUUCGUGGAUGUGCCAUUCAGUGCCGUAUCACUACUGAAGACCCUGCCAAGGGUUUCCAACCUGACACUGGUAAGAUUGAGGUCUACAGAUCCACUGGUGGUAACGGUGUCCGUUUGGAUGGUGGUAACGCUUUCAGCGGAGCUGUCAUUUCCCCCCACUAUGACUCUAUGUUGGUCAAAUGUACUUGUUUGGGCUCCAACUUCGAGGUAUCUCGUCGUAAGAUGUUGAGAGCACUAAUCGAAUUCAGAAUCCGUGGUGUCAAGACCAAUAUUCCUUUCUUGCUUACUCUAUUGACCAAUGAUGUCUUCAUCAAAGGUAAAUGUUGGACUACCUUCAUUGAUGAUACUCCUCAAUUGUUUGAUAUGGUCAGAUCUCGUAACAGAGCUCAAAGACUGUUGGCAUAUUUGGGUGAUUUGGUUGUCAAUGGAUCUCAAAUUAAGGGUCAAAUAGGAUUACCUAAGCUCAAGACCGAACCUAUUAUCCCUGAAUUGUAUAGUAAUGGCAAAGUUGUCGAUGUCACUGAGCCACAACAAAAGGGUUGGAGAAAUAUUAUUGUUGAACAGGGUCCUGAAGCCUUUGCUAAGGCUGUUCGCAAUCACAAGGGUACUUUGAUUAUGGACACUACUUGGAGAGAUGCCCAUCAGUCGUUGUUGGCUACUCGUGUACGUACUUAUGAUUUAUUGGCCAUUGCCAAGACCACUUCUCAUGGUUUGGCUGGUGCCUUUGCCCUUGAAUGUUGGGGUGGUGCCACUUUUGACGUAGCUAUGAGAUUUUUGCACGAAGAUCCUUGGGAUAGAUUACGCCAACUGCGUAAGGCUGUCCCCAAUAUUCCUUUCCAAAUGCUUUUGAGAGGUGCCAAUGGUGUUGCUUACUCAUCUCUUCCUGACAAUGCCAUUGAGCACUUUGUUGAGCAAGCCAAGAAGACCGGUGUCGAUAUUUUCAGAGUAUUCGAUGCUUUGAACGACUUGGAGCAAUUGAAGGUUGGUGUCGACGCUGUCAAGAAGGCUGGUGGUGUUGUUGAAGCCACUGUUUGCUACUCGGGUGAUAUGCUUAAUCCUGACAAGAAGUACAACCUUGAUUAUUAUCUGGACACUGUUUCCAAGAUUGUGGAAAUGGGUACUCACAUCUUAGGUAUUAAAGAUAUGGCCGGUACUCUUAAGCCUAAGGCUGCUACUCUUUUGGUUGGAUCUAUUCGUGCCAAGUAUCCUGACCUGCCAAUUCACGUUCAUACACAUGACUCAGCCGGUACUGGUGUAGCCUCCAUGACUGCAUGUGCCUUAGCCGGUGCUGAUGCUGUCGAUGCCGCUUCCAACUCCAUGUCUGGUAUGACUUCUCAGCCAUCGAUCUCUGCUAUCCUCGCUUCCUUGGAGGGUUCUGUUGAUACUGGCCUUAAUGUUGACCAUGUCAAACAAAUUGAUAGCUACUGGGCCCAGAUGAGACUGCUAUACUCUUGUUUCGAGGCCGACCUUAAGGGCCCUGAUCCAGAAGUGUAUGAGCACGAGAUUCCUGGUGGUCAACUUACCAAUUUGAUCUUCCAAGCCCAACAAGUGGGUCUUGGAGCUCAAUGGGCUGAAACUAAGAAGGCCUAUGAAGAAGCGAACGAGUUAUUGGGUGAUAUUGUUAAGGUUACCCCCACUUCCAAGGUUGUUGGUGAUCUUGCCCAAUUUAUGGUUUCUAACAAACUCAGUGCUGAUGAUGUUAAAAACCGUGCCAGCGAGCUUGACUUCCCUGAAUCCAUUUUGGAUUUCUUCCAGGGCCUCAUGGGCCAACCGUACGGUGGCUUCCCAGAGCCUUUGCGUACCGAUAUCCUUAAGGGCAAACGUGAACCUUAUCACGUCCGUCCAGGUAAGAUCUUGAAGCCUUUGGAUAUUCCUGCUAUUAAGACCGAUUUGGAGAGAAGAUUUGGUCACAUUACUGAGAACGAUGUCGCAUCAUACAUUAUGUACCCCAAGGUAUUUGAGGAUUACCGCAAGGUUCUUGAUAAGUUUGGUGACCUUAGCCUGGUUCCAACCUCGGUAUUCUUGGCUCCACCAGAGAUUGGUAAGUCCUUCCAAGUCAACAUUGCCAAGGGUAAGAUUCUUGUUCUCAAGGUUCUUGCUAUUGGUGAGCUUUCUCAACAAACUGGUACCAGAGAAGUGUAUUUCGAACUCAAUGGUGAGAUGAGAAAGGUUACUGUUGAGGAUAAGCUGGCUGCUAUUGAGACUGUCAGCCGUCUUAAGGCUGAUCCUCACAAUGUCAACGAAGUUGGUGCGCCAAUGGCAGGUGUUGUUGUUGAAGUCAGAGUCAAGGAUGGCAGUGAGGUCAAGAAGGGAGAUCCUUUGAUCGUAUUGUCUGCCAUGAAGAUGGAGAUGGUAAUCAGUGCUCCCGUUAGCGGCAAGAUUGGGUCGUUAUUGGUUAAGGGCGGUGAUUCCGUUGAUGGUUCCGACUUGUUGUGCAAAGUUCUCAAAGCAUAA